Meriones unguiculatus (Mongolian gerbil) is the source of this 6149-nucleotide messenger RNA. RefSeq names its product Rho guanine nucleotide exchange factor 38 (gene Arhgef38). Bases 116 to 2446 code for a protein of 776 amino acids. The transcript has 14 exons. The record is from RefSeq and is a predicted model, not a curated record. Gene Ontology annotation, molecular function: guanyl-nucleotide exchange factor activity; protein binding. Gene Ontology annotation, cellular component: cytoplasm. Lineage: Eukaryota; Metazoa; Chordata; Mammalia; Rodentia; Muridae.
CCUGCAGUGGAGCUGUGUAGUUAGAACGGGGCAGCUAGAUGCCAAGGUUCCCCCGGCAGGGCUCAAGAAACCAGCCAUUGCCUGCAAACCUCAGAGGUUGCUCUCAUUGCCUCAGAUGGAGACCAGGGAAGCCAUUGGGAAGGAAAACAUGGGCAGCAAGAGAAAGAACCUGACCUUCUUGAGACCCAGGCUGUAUAUGCUGGAGAGGAGGAAGACAGAUACUGUGGUGGACAGCUGUGUUUCUGGGGACCACUCUGGCACCUUGAGGAGGAGCCAGUCUGACAGGACGGAAUACAACCAGAAACUACAAGAAAAGAUGACUCCACAGGCUGAUUGCUCCUCAGCCGAGACCCCAGCCCCUGAGGAAGAGCAACAGAUGGGAAGGAUGAUGGCAAAGCGGGCGAAGAUCAUCAGGGAGCUGAUACAGACGGAGAGGGAUUACGUCACGGAUCUGGAGCUGUGCGUUAGGGAGGUGGUGCAGCCGCUCAGAAGCAAACAGAUUGACCGGCUGGACGUGGAGGCCCUGUUUACCAACAUUGAAUCUGUGCAUCAGAUAUCAGCCAAGCUACUGUCCUUGUUGGAAGAGGCCACAACAGACGUGGAACCGGCCAUGCAAGUAAUCGGAGAGGUAUUCUUGCAGAUUAAAGGACCACUGGAAGAUACUUAUAAAAUCUAUUGCUAUCACCACGAUGAAGCGCACAGUGUGCUGGAGUCCCAUGAAAAGGAAGAAGAGCUGAAGCAACAUUUGAGCCACUGUAUCCAGUCCUUAAAGAAUAUAUAUAUGCAAGAAGGCAAGCCAAACCUGCUGGACAUGGGCUCUUUGAUGAUCAAGCCCAUCCAGCGCGUGAUGAAAUACCCGCUGCUGCUGUGUGAGCUUCGGAACUCAACUCCUCGCUCCCACCCGGACUACAGAGCGCUGGAGGAGGCCUUUGCUGCUGUGAAGGAUAUUAACAUUAACAUCAAUGAGCUAAAAAGGAGGAAAGACCUAGUCCUAAAAUAUAAGAAGAAUGACGAGGAUGAAUCACUUAAAGACAAACUGUCUAAACUAAAUAUUCAUUCAAUUAGCAAGAAGUCGAAAAGAGUCACAAAUCAUCUAAAGAUCUUGACCAGAGGAGAGUCACAGGUGAAAGAUAAUACCUUUAACAGAGAAGAAAAGCUUUUUAGGUCACUGGAAAAGACCGUGAGACUUUGCGUGAAGAACAUUUCAUCCUGCCUUCAGCACAUAGAGGAAGCCAUGCCCUUCGCCCUGCAGAGCGUGGCAGAGCUCCGUGAGAUUUCCUGCGAGGAUGGAGAGAAGAACUGCGGUGAAUCCCAGAGUCAUGCUUCAAAUCCCUGUCAAGACUUUGUAGCUCGCUCUCAGAGACUCAUCCUGAGCCCCCUGUCAGCCCUGCUGUCCUUGUUCUCAGGGCCUCAGAAGCUCAUCCAAAAACGCUAUGACAAACUACUGGAUUAUAAGAGCUCCCUGCCUCGGUCAGCAACUGAUGAGUCAGACUUGGCCAAAAGGGAGUAUGAGGCCCUCAACGCCCAACUUGUGGAAGAGCUCCAGGAAUUCAACCAGGCUGCCAGGAAGAUCCUGCUGAACUGCUUGUGUUCUUUCAUUACCCUGCUCCAGGACCUGAUGCUGGUGGCUCUGCAGGCUUAUUCCACAGUUAAGCCGGCGCCACUCCUGGCGGUGAGCAUCUCUGAGAUUCAGAAUCGAGUGCUGGAAGAGGUUCAAAACUUGAAUUUUGUAAAGGACAACAGUGCCACCUUCAUUGAGAGGAAACUGAGCUUUGAAAAGAAGAAGCCUGCGCAGGUUCCGCCAGAAGUGCCGCAUCAAACUGACGUUCACCGCUCCAAACUUCUGUCCACGUAUGGCGCCGAGGAACUCUACCAGGCUAAGCGCAAGUGUAAUGCCACCCAAGAACAUGACAUCAAUCUUCUGGAAGGAGAGUUGGUAGCCGUCCUGGAACAGAAGGAUCCCCUGGGGAGUACGAGCAGGUGGUUUGUUGACACAGGAUUUGUAAAGGGCUACGUGUAUUCCUCCUUCCUAAAGCCCUACAACCCGGCGAAGGGGCAGAAGGUGCAUGCCGAGAACAGAUUCUGUGAUGACGAUUUCGAGAACAUCAGCCUCUUUGUGUCUUGCCGGCCAGCUGGUGACAGUGUCACCUGCACUCCUGAAGGCAGCAUAAGCGACAGCAGCUCAUCUCUUAGUGGCACCUGUGGGAAGCUUGAAACAAAUGGUGCUGACAUUGAUACUUUUCAGGAGGUAGAUGAACAGAUUUUCUAUGCAGUCCAUGCUUUCCAAGCACGGAGUGAUCAUGAACUCAGCCUUCAAGAGUACCAGAGAGUCCACAUACUUCGAUUCUGUGAUCUAAGUGGGAACAAAGAGUGGUGGUUAGCUGAAGCGCAAGGUCAGAAAGGAUACGUGCCAGCUAACUACCUUGGGAAGAUGACGUAUGCUUAAGAAAACCAGUACAUGACAUUCAUUUCCUGGCAGGUUGCUUAUUGACUACCUCAUAAAACUGACACUGAAACUUCAAACCGGAAAGGAAGAAAUCUCCAUCCUGCAUGAACUGACAAUGUGUCACGUUUUAAGGACAGUCUAGCUUUUUAAUAGGACCAUUUCAUUGAUGGAUAAAGAAUAAUUGUUGACAGAAAACCACCAACAAAAAAGCAGAGUAAACAGCCUAGGCUCUUACUACAUAUUUAAAGGUAGAGCUUUAUUGAAAAGACAUAUUUUUGUUUAUCAUCACCAAAGAGUGGAUCUGAGAAUGUUUUUCUCUUAAUUGUAAUGUUUUACUGUACUUUGCCUUAAACACAUUUUUUCAUAUUUCUUUUUCCACAUAUACAUGUUUACAUAUACAUAUAAUAUAUCCUGAAGUUUAUACAUGAUGAGUAUAACACAGAUUAUAUGUAUGUGUAUAAAUCACAGAAUAAACUAAUCACAUAAAAUGGCAGGCAAUUAGAAGUCUGUAAUAUGGGGCUCAGUUUUUAAUAACGUUUUUAAUUAAAAAUAUAUAAUAUGUUGCUACUAUCCAAAACUUACUAAAUGUAUACUAUGUGAUAGGCAUUGCUUUAAGUGAUUUAUAUAUUUAUUAAUGAUUUAAUGCAACAUAGAGUAAACAUUGCCAGCGAGUAGUAGAGGUAGGUCAAACCCAGGCAGUGUAGUUCCAAGGUUCCUAAUGUCUACACCUUGAGUGCAAAACAAUGAUGUAAGUAAUGGACUUGGUGGAAGUCAUUCUUCUCUUAGGUCCACAUUUCGAUAUGUAAUAGUUUUUCAAAAUUAAGAGCUUAAGAAGACUACUGCAUGAGCCCGGGAAAGAAAAAUGAAGUGUCUAAAUUUAUUGUCCGUACUUUUUAUUGUUGUGAUUAAGCAUGUAUGAAGUACUCUUUCAAAGCUGUUGUGCGUGAUGGCUGAUGAGGCUUUAAUGAGGAAGCACUUUUGGAUCGCUCAGUGAUUUAGGGAUACAUGAGGAGUCUGCAUUCUACUUCAGAGCCAAGAAGUAAACACUGUGACCGGCCAGUUUGUACUUAGACAAGGUGCUGAGGAUUGUGUUAGCUAUAACACCAUGUUAGGGCGCUGUGCUUUAAUUUGGGCCCAGUUCUGAGAACUGUCCUCCGAAAUUUCAGGCAUAUUCAGUAAAGACAUGUUCUUGGGUUAAGGGACAGACACAGGGAUGAAACGAGCCAGAGAUGGCACUCAGAAGUAGAGGAGGGUAACUAAAGUAGUUGCAUGUAACAACUCUAUAGAGAAUGUUUUAUGGAGGCCAAAAUGUCAUGUGUUUCCUUGGUCAGCAUUACCAAACACCCGCUGUUUAUCGGGAACUCUGGUAGAUUUGAGGGUUUUAGCACAUCAAUGCAGUGCCCGGCCUCAUAAAGUUUACAGUCUAAUAAGGACAGCAGUGGUAUUGCAGAGCUAAAUCACUGAUGACACUACUGAUAAACAGCGUGUUUAAGACCAUGUAACAGGAAACUUCUAAUCUUGUUUGAUUUGAGUGGUUACUCUUAUAAUUAUGGUAGAUUUUAAUUGCCUAGAAAAGUCCUAAUGACACAAUUUAAGAUUUCUUACUUUGAAAGAUUAGAUCCUUUUGAUGGACAUAUGUUAUGAUAGCAAUAUCUAUAACAAGAUAAAGAGUUCUACUUCUCUUAUGGUAGCCAGCUGAAUAUCAUUCCUGCCUCCCAGAGAAGAUACUUAUAUGAAAGAACCUUUUUAUACUACUACUAAAUUCAUGAAAGCAGUUUUUCUUUGUAUUUGAAUAAAAUGUUUUGUUUUGUUUUUUAAACUAGGGUAACAAAAGACUUUCUAAAAUUUAUUAGAGAAUUUAAAACUUGUUCAAUUCCUCUUUCAAUUCAAUUUUUAAAACAAAUUUGUUUGCAUAAGGUUAAGCAAAAGGAAAUCCGAAGUUGCUACUUAAGGACAUUAUGAAAAUGUCUAAAGAGGCCUAAUUUAUACGUGGCUGUGUGUAUCUGCACAGCUAUAUGUAAUGCCAAGCUUCAAUGUUUUGCACAAAAAUGAAGAAAUAUAUAAAUAUCACAGAGGUGCUCUUCUGGCUGAAAUAAGUGAUCAGAUGCAGGAGAGCUUUGUUUACUGGUGUGGCCUGGGAGUAAUGCUUCCUGUCUGACCUUUGAAAAAUCUGCACCAGGAAAAUCAAUGCUUCAGUUAGCUCCCACGAAAGAACCGUUAUGAAGCCAGUGACUGCAACUUUCCUAUCAUGACGAGCACAUUCCUAUAAAUGAGCUCUGAAAAAUUAUAUAAUGCCUUCAUUUUCUAUUUAUUUUGCUUAAGAUCAAGUAAAUUAUCAUUUUGAAAUUAGACCUUAGAAAAAUUAAUUUCCAAGAUGGUUUACAGAGUGUAUAUAUUUACGCAGUCCAAAAGGUUUAACCAUUGAUUGCAUCAGUAUCAUUACAACUAGACAUGCUAAUGUAUUUUAUUAUAUUCCUUUUUAAAUUAAUAUUGUACAGAAUAGGAUCCUCUGAAGUGGGCAAUUUUUUUUUUUUACCAAGAUGAAGAGGAAGCUUUUGUAGCUAUUUUUCUUUUUAAGACAAAAAUAUGUGUACCUUAUUUAGAUUUUAUUUUGAAAUGUACAUGUUAAAAUUACUAGUAUCUAUAAUAAGGUAUAGAAAGUAUAAAAUAUUCAUCUAAUGAUACAAAGUAAUCAUUGGUGCGGAAUCAUGAUAAGGCACAAAGCCAUUAUACGUUGACUUUGAAGGAUGGGUAGAGGAAAAGAGAGAGAUAGAGGCACAUGUCUUGUCACAACAAUGAAGCAGUGGGUAAUACAUGCUAAAUGGUGGGAUGUUCUGAAUCAUCCCAAAAUAUAAUUCAGAUUUUGAGAAAUUGCUUUUUGAAUGCCUGAUGCUACUUGGGAUGAACAUAGUUUGGGUGGUUUACAAAAAUGAGUGUUUUAACUACUGAGACAUGGAAUUCUCCCUUUUUGGGUUUUUGUCUAGUACUUUAACCUCACAAAGCCCUAUGAAUAAAAGGAGAAAAUCUUAAGAUAUAUAAAGCCCUCACCCUUUAAGCUGUUUGCAGUAGCUGUAGCUUCCUAAUAUACCCAUUGUAUUGCUAAUGCUAGCAUCUUGACCUCACAAAACAUAGACCAGAUGAAGUUAUACAUUUACAUUAUGGUCAAUGAGGUUGUGAUCACAGUUUACUGACCAGACAGACUCCGGACUUGAUACUCUUUAGGAAUAGAUCCUGUUGAAAGACUGUAACUCUUAAAAGUAUAAUUUUGUAGAAGCUUCUUUCUUCAUGUGCACAGGGCUGUAGAUGACUCCAGUCCAAACUAUAUCACUUCAGAGCUACUGGAUAUCAAGCUGAGAUGACUUUGUGCAGUUACUGUUUUCACAGUUGUAUACUCUAGUCAGAUGCAGGUGGAAAUUGCGUAUUUUGAAAGGUAACACUUUAGAAUAGAACUGAGGUGGAAUUCAGAAUUGGAAUUGAGAUGUUCUUGGUUGGAAAUCCUGAGAAUAUAUUCUUACUAAUUUUUGUUUUGUUUUGCUUAAAGUUCUACUGAGGCAUCUGGAUGUAUUCAUUGCUUUUCUUAUUUCUUGUGAUUUUUGUUUUAACAAAAUUUCAUUUUGUUAAAAGUGAUAGAUUUCCUGUGAAAGCUGUGGUUGUAAUUUAUAAUUCGUAACUAAUAAAACUGCUACCACACUCUUGUAAAGAA